This is a messenger RNA of Coccidioides immitis RS, 2076 nucleotides long. RefSeq names its product alpha 1,2-mannosyltransferase Smp3. Gene Ontology annotation, cellular component: endoplasmic reticulum membrane. Gene Ontology annotation, biological process: GPI anchor biosynthetic process. NCBI's taxonomy places the organism in Eukaryota, Fungi, Ascomycota, Eurotiomycetes, Onygenales, Onygenaceae. Bases 1 to 1779 code for a protein of 592 amino acids. Gene Ontology annotation, molecular function: alpha-1,2-mannosyltransferase activity. The transcript is spliced from 3 exons. The record is from RefSeq and is a predicted model, not a curated record.
AUGUGGAGACGAACCUAUCUUAUCUUGCUGGUUAUUCGCAUUUAUUUUGCAUUGUCGCCGAGCUACCUUCAUCCUGAUGAGAACUUCCAAGGUCCCGAGAUUUUUGCUGGUGAGCAUCUGCCUAGUCGUGAAGUGCACACCACUAGCCCCUUGCUGCUCUCUCUGUCACCAUUGCUCAGCAAUGAUGGCGAAUACCCUGUAGCUGAUCUGCUAACAUCACAGUUUGUAGAGCAAGUCUAUUCGUACCCUGCGCACCUCACUUGGGAAUUUACGUCGUCCAAGCCCAUCCGAAGCAUCUUCCCGCUAUGGCUCAGUUACGGCUUGCCUAUGACCGUCUUGAAGUGGUUCUGGACCGAAACCGGCUCCGGAAGUACGCCGCCAUACCUGAUAUACUACGUGCUUCGCGGGACGAUGUUCGGACUUAGCUUUGUGCUGGAAGAUUGGGCUAUACAUGAAUUGAUUACUUCCCCGCGCCAUCGUCGUGAGGCAGUGGUUCUGGUGGCUUCUUCUUAUGUUACGUGGACAUAUCAGACGCAUACCUUCUCGAAUUCGCUGGAGACCUUGCUUGUAGCUUGGAGUUUAGUGGUUAUUCAAAGGAUCCUGGAGAAUAAACAGCAUUCCUCCGUACUGGCUUGUUCAAUUCUUGCUUUUACAGUUGUUGCCGGCAUGUUUAAUCGAAUUACAUUUCCCGCAUUCAUUGCGAUACCCGCGGUUCAGCUGAUUCCCCAUUUCUUUAAAAAGCCUUUUGCAUUCGUUUCUCUCGCUCUCUCUGGAAUCAUCUUUUCACUGGUCGCGAUAUACGCUGAUACGAGGUUUUACAGCUCUUCUCCAGUCUCAAUUUCUGACAUUUUCCGGAAACCGAUUAUCACCCCGCUCAACAAUCUCCUUUACAACUCCGACAAAACCAACCUUGCAUCUCAUGGUCUCCAUCCUCAUUAUCAACAUUUCCUUAUCAACGCACCGCAAUUGCUUGGCCCCGUGUAUGUCCUUCUAAUUGCCUCUAUUUUCUCCCGUUCGAGCCGGUCGAAUUUCUCGCUUCUGAAUAUGAGAGCUCUCUCUGCCCUGACAGGCACCCUAAUCCUGUCCGUAUUCCCACACCAGGAAUCCCGCUUUUUGAUCCCUUGCGUUCCGCUCUUACUCACCUGCUUCCGAUUACCGAAUGCUCGCGUAUUUCUUGUUACAUGGAUAGCGUUCAAUAGCAUCAUGGGCCUCCUUCUCGGCGUUUAUCACCAGGGUGGGAUCAUUCCCGCACAGCUUCAGAUACCAACCAUCAUAUCAAAUUUGAAUCCCGGCCUGGAGAAAGCGCCGGCUUCUCAAGAGACUGCGAAUGUGUUUUGGUGGAAGACGUAUUCCCCGCCGUUGUGGCUGCUAGGGGAUGCCGCAAAUAUUACCAUUAAGACUCACGAUCUCAUGGGAAUACCAGGUCGUGAUAUGCUCGAGAAACUUGGGAAAACUGUACCGCGGUGCAGCGACGGGUCCAUUCUUCGAUACCCCAGAUUCUCGGGGUCUAAAUCCAAUAAUGAUCGGCGUGUGGUCAAUCCGACUCUGCUCGUUGCUCCGAACUCUGCUACUUUCCUUGAUCAGUACGUGCGAUCUGAGAAUAAAGACGAGAGCCAGGACGAUCGGUUGUCUUUGCAAUUAGACCCUCUUUGGAGGUAUGACUGCCAUCUGCAUCUUGAUGAUAUGGACUUUGGCGAUGAUGGGAUUUUACCCACAUUGAAACGGGUGGUGGGCCGACGUGGGUUGAAUGUCUGGCUUGUUACCAGAGCAUGUGGGUAAUCUAAUUUAUCUACUCUUUACGGAUGCAUAUGUUUGGAGGGGAUUUUUUACUGGUGCAUUAUCCAUGAUUUUUUUCGGAUGAAUUUGCAGAUACCCCUGUUCAGGCUAAGCUCCUGCUGUAAUUCCAUUUUCAUAAAACUGAUACCUGUGGGUUUACUGUUAUUUUUUUAUUCCAUUUGGUCCCUUUGCAGACUUAGCCUGCAGAAGAUAAUGUUUGAAAUCACCAAUUUCGGUUCAUCAUGGUGAACAAUAGACAAAAGGAAAACUUUCAAAUAAAAUCCAUAUUAGAUGCAAAAA